AUGGCACCUCCCGCGACAAAACGCAGAAAGCUCGAGCACAGCGACUCGGAGGACGGCAGCGAAGGAAGUUUCGCCGAUUUCGACGGCGACAACGGUGGAGUCGCGCUGGAUGGCAGCGAUGCCGAGGAUGCGCUCGACCACAGCGAUGCGGAGAUGGACAGCGCAGAAGAGGUCCAAGACGACGAUGAUGAGGAUAUGAGCGGGGAGGAAGCAAACGACUUUGAAGAAGAAGAGGACGUCCACGAGAGCAGAAAGCAGACGACUGCCGGCAAAGCGACGAGCGCGUCCAAGCCGCCCAAGAGAUCUGCGCCCAGCCUGCAAGACGGCGUAUACACUGCGGAAUCCUUCAAGUCGAACAUGUUCAAGCUUCAGCUCGACGAGCUGCUCGACCAGGUCAAGCUGAAGUACGGUAAGAAGGAAGCUCCCGCAGAGAACGCGAUGCGCACCCUCAAGACCAUCAUCGAGCAGAUACCCAGCCGCGAGCCAUUGCCAAUUGCUGAAGCCGAGAAAGCGCUUAAAUCAGCCGGUGUCGCGGUGCCGUUCCCCAGUCCUCGCCCUCCCAAAGACGCCCUGUACAAGCUGCAGUACGAACGACCUGCGAGCAUCAACGCGACCGGCAGUUACCCGCUCAAAACUGCGACUCGACACGACGAAGGGAUGUCAAUUGAUCUGGUUGUGACAAUGCCCAGGAGCCUGUUCACAGACAAGGAUUACCUGAAUCACCGAUACUUUUACAAGCGCUCGUACUAUCUGGCGUGCCUGGCUGCUGGCAUCAAGGCUUCGAAGGAACACAAAUUUCAAUCAUCCUUCGACUUACUGAACGGCAAUCAGCUUCAGCCUAUCCUAGUUGUACGACCGAGCGGAAACGGCGACGCGGACGACUUCUCGAGCUCCAAGUGCCAGAUCAACAUCCUGGUCGCGGUACCGGAGAACACCUUUCCGUCAAACAAACUGCUGCCCACCUCGAACUGCGUGCGACCAAAAGGCAGCGACGACGAAGCUUCCACCAAGACACUCACUCCAACGCCAUUCUACAACAACACACUACAAUCGGAUGCCAAUGUCACAGCCUACCUCAAGCUUCUUCACGGCACCGCUUCAAGAGCUGAUGCGUUCAAGGAUGCUUGUAUACUUGGACGUGUUUGGCUGAAGCAGCGUGGCUUCGGUAGUCAGAUUCGCAAAGGAGGUUUCGGAAACUUCGAAUGGGCUGCGAUCAUGGCUAUACUACUGCAGCCAAACGCUGGCACCGGCGCACAAUCUGUCUCUUCAGGAUUCAGCAGUUAUCAACUGUUCAAGUCGACGUUGCAAUUUUUGUCCCGAGGUGAUCUCACGAAGAAACCGUUCAUCUUCCAAGCCACAAACAUCAACAUACCCAAGGCCGAGACUGCGCCUGUCGUGUUCGAUGGCCCUCGUGGACAAAAUAUCCUGUUCAAGAUGACACCAUGGUCCUACACGCGUCUACGAUCCGAAGCGAAAGCUACCGUAGAUAUGCUCAGUGACUCUGUGUUCGAUCACUUCGACGCGGCAUUCAUUCUGAAGACGGAGUUGUUGAAGUACCGUUACGAUGCCACACUUGAGAUACCUCUUGCGUCGCUUGGACUCGAAAACGCCGGUGAGGAAUAUGACCAACGCGUCAGCGAGACUUGCAAGAAAGUACAUAAUAGUCUGACUCGCGCGCUUACCGACCGCAUCUCGGCUUUGUCAUUUACCAUGCCCGAAGAAGAGUCGUGGUCGAUAUCCUCGCGACGUCCCCAGGAGAAGCAAAGCAGAAGCAUACUUGUCAACUUCGCUACUGAUCCCGCCAACGCCACUCGCACUGUCGACCACGGUCCUUCUGCUGAGAACAAACAGGAAGCUGCAGCAUUCCGAAAAUUCUGGGGCGAGAAGGCGGAGCUCAGGCGCUUCAAAGAUGGCAGCAUUCUUGAGAGUGUUGUCUGGGCUGUCAAAGACGCAUCUGUUUCCGUGAUCGAACAGAUCGUACUCUACAUCCUUGGCAAACACGUGGGUGAGAAAGUGGCGCAAUCAGCCAAAUUCUCGAGCGAUUCGUUCGGACAUCUCAUACCAGCUGGUCGCAUGCAAGGACAAUCUGGGACCGCGCCAUUCUUGCCCAUCAUGAACGCUUUCAGUGCUAUGGAGAAGGACAUUCGAGAUUUGGAAGAGCUCCCACUUCGCCUUCGCCAUUUGAGGGCCGCCGACCCACAACUCCGAUAUGCGUCUAUUGACGUUCCUGCUGCAGGCCAUACUCCCGCCUCUGUCGUAUUGCAAUUCGAGGGUUCUGGUCGCUGGCCGGACGAUUUGUGCGCCAUACAACGGACCAAGAUCGCUUUCCUGCUCAGGCUAGCCGAGCUUCUAUCUAAGCUUGAAAAUGGCUAUGUUGUUCGCGUGGGCAUGGAAAAUCCGUCACAACCAGCGCAGAACCAAGCAUUCCUCGAUGUUACCGUCGCUGCAGGCUUCACAUUCCGUAUCCGCAUCUACCACGACCGUGAACCUACGCUAUUCGACCGCCAGAUCAAGGACAAGUCAUUGGAUGGACCAUCAAGGGAAUCCGCUGCUGCAUCCCUGGCACUCUACAAGCGCGAGUUUGUUCAGUCCCCUAUGCAUUCGCAGGUACUACAGACAUUAUGUACCCGUUUCUUGGCCCUCUCGCCAGCCAUACGGUUGACGAAGAAGUGGUUCGCAUCGCAUCUUCUGGCUCCGCACUUCUCGCCUGAGCUUAUUGAGCUUCUCGUCAUCCGCACAUUCCUGCAGCCGCACCCAUGGCCUGUACCCACGACCGCAACUACUGGCUUCCUACGAGCUUUGUCUUGGAUAAGCCGAUGGGACUGGAGACAUGUCCCAUUGAUAGUCGACUUCUCGACAACGUUCUCCGCAAACCCCGCAGAUUUGGAGGACACCACAUCUAAGGGCAUGAAGUCUGAAGAUCUCGACCGGUUACGGACGCGCUUCGAAGCAUGGCGUCGCAUAGAUCCAGCCAUGAACCGCGUUGUGCUCUUUGCUGCAACAAACCUUGACGAAGAGGGCACAACCUGGACUGAUAAAGCGAAGCCUGAAAAGGUUGUUGCUGCACGUUUAACGGCGUUGGCAAAGGCGGCUACACAGGCUGUUCGAGCGGACGAAGACCGUCUGCUGAAGCAUAUCAACAACAGCAAAGAUGUUGCUAAGUCACAGAACACAUUCUCGCCCGAAGCACUCUUCACGCCCGGUAUCUCCGACUUCGACAUCACCAUAAUAAUCUCCCCGAAACACACGCUCAAGCAAACCAAAUCCAGCAAAUCCACUCCCAAAUUCAAGAACCUCGACCUCCAGAAGUCCACGACCAGCUCAUCACCGGCCGCACCACCGCUCCCGCAGCUCUUCGCACAAGACCUACUAGAAAUCUACGGCGAUGCCGUGCUCUGGUUCUGGGACCCGGAGACACUGGACAAGAUCGUCGGGCUGUGGAACCCGGUUGUCACUGCGCAGAGGAGCUGGAAGGUCAAGCCUGGAUGGAACAGUGUUCUCGUGGCUGGCAAGAAGGAUGACGUUGAGAUUAAAGCGAAUAGAGAGGGUAUUGUGCAUGAGAUUAAGCGGUUAGGUGGGGAGCUUGUUAAGAGCGUUGAGGUUAAGGCAUAG
Alternaria conjuncta is the source of this 3612-nucleotide messenger RNA. RefSeq lists its product as uncharacterized. Gene Ontology annotation, cellular component: small-subunit processome; CURI complex; UTP-C complex. The coding region runs from base 1 to 3612 and encodes 1203 amino acids. The record is from RefSeq and is a predicted model, not a curated record. NCBI's taxonomy places the organism in Eukaryota, Fungi, Ascomycota, Dothideomycetes, Pleosporales, Pleosporaceae. Gene Ontology annotation, biological process: rRNA processing; tRNA export from nucleus. The transcript is spliced from 2 exons.